GACGUCCGGCCCUGUUAAAAAUAAAAAGAAGAAGAAAAACGACAUGUAUUGACAUUUUUUGUGAAAAUUUAGUGAAAAAAAAAUAUGGCUCUUUUUCGUGGUGCAAAAUUAGUUUGCAAUUUAGCCCGGGCUCAUCCGGCAAGUCUCAUUGUUCCUGUGCGAAAUCAUUGGAACAAGGACUUCAAGCCAGGAAAGUAUCCCACCACCGAGGAAGAGCGUCUUGCUGCUGCCAAGAAGUACAACUUGCACCCGGACGAUUAUCAGCCAUACCCGGAUGAUGGAGAGGGCUACGGUGACUACCCGAAGCUUCCGGAUGUGCCAGUGGAGAUGAAGGAUCCUCACUAUCCGUAUGACUUUCCUGAGCUCAAGAGGAAUUUCAAUGAGCCUGUGCACAUUGACUACACACUGUGGAGUGAGGAUCGAUUUGGGUACUCUGAAAAGCCACGUUUCACCCUUAAAUACCAACUUUUCGUCUUUACCGGCAUCAUGGCGAGCUGCUUUGCCGUCUACUACCUCCUGGAGGACUACAAGGGCUUCCUGCCGGUAGUCCCGAAGCAAUAUCCAGGUGAAGGAAAAGUCCACUACACAUUUGAGUCGAAAUAGUCAAUGAAACAGAUUCAUGUGUAUAGGAAAGAAGCUUCUGUUAAUAAAUAUAAUCUUUAAUUUUUAAAAUCCAUAAAA
This is a messenger RNA of Lutzomyia longipalpis, 681 nucleotides long. RefSeq names its product NADH dehydrogenase [ubiquinone] 1 beta subcomplex subunit 8, mitochondrial (gene ND-ASHI). Lineage: Eukaryota; Metazoa; Arthropoda; Insecta; Diptera; Psychodidae. The record is from RefSeq and is a predicted model, not a curated record. The coding region runs from base 85 to 603 and encodes 172 amino acids. The transcript is spliced from 3 exons. Gene Ontology annotation, cellular component: mitochondrion.